AUGUCUCCCAAACAACAAGUCUCUCCCUGGCAAUCAAUCCUAGCCGGCGGCGCAGCCGGAGGCACAGAAAGCCUCCUUACCUAUCCCACCGAAUACCUCAAAACCCGCCAACAACUACCCACCCCCAACGCAGGACGCCAAUCCCUCAUCUCGCUCCUCACCAGCACCAUCCGCCAACACGGCCUCCGCACCCUCUACACCGGCAGCGGGGUCUUCUGCGCCUCGAACGCCACCAAAUCCGCCAUCCGGUUCUUCGCCUUCGACAGCGCCCGCAAGUCCAUGCCCACAGACACAGCCGGGAACGUGACACCGCUCGGCAACAUGGGCGCAGGGCUGGUCGCGGGCGUCGCAGAGGCCGUGCUAGUUGUGACGCCUGGCGAGACUAUCAAGACGAAGAUGAUCGAUGACCGGGCGGGGGUAAGACAGUAUCGCUCAACAGGGCACGGGAUCGUGUCGAUUGUAUCGCGCGAGGGGCUGGGCGGGUUAUAUCGGGGGGUUGUGCCGGUGACGCUGAAGCAGGGGGCGAAUGCGAUGGUGCGGUUUACGAGUUAUAAUUUCAUCUUGGGGCAGUUGGAUGGUCUGGUAGGAGGGGAAGGGCAGGGUCUGCGCCAGUCACUGAAUACAGUGCUGGCGGGGGCGUUGGCGGGCGUGGUCACGGUUUAUGCGACGAUGCCGCUUGUUACGAUCAAGACGAGGUUGCAGGCUGUGGAUGCGCGCCAGCGGUAUGCGGGAUCGGUGGACUGUUUGCGGUCGGUGGUUGCGAGCGAGGGGGUUGCGGCGUUGUGGAGAGGGACUACACCGAGACUGGUGAGGCUGAGUGUCUCCGGCGCCUUGAGCUUCUCGAUCUAUGAGUCGGUUCUGCAAUGGUCGUCGAAGUAUACAGUGCCAGAGCGACAUCAAGUUGCUUAACUCGUAUCUCAUCACCGUAAUUGAUAACGAAUCAACUUUCCCACUCAGUCG
Molecule: messenger RNA, 960 nt
Organism: Aspergillus steynii IBT 23096
Lineage: Eukaryota; Fungi; Ascomycota; Eurotiomycetes; Eurotiales; Aspergillaceae
Product: mitochondrial carrier
Exons: 3
Coding region: 1-909 (302 amino acids)
Biological process (GO): mitochondrial citrate transmembrane transport
Source: RefSeq, a predicted model, not a curated record